This is a messenger RNA of Anopheles nili, 6986 nucleotides long. RefSeq names its product Golgi-specific brefeldin A-resistance guanine nucleotide exchange factor 1 (gene garz). The transcript has 7 exons. The coding region runs from base 1 to 6354 and encodes 2117 amino acids. The record is from RefSeq and is a predicted model, not a curated record. Gene Ontology annotation, biological process: regulation of ARF protein signal transduction. Lineage: Eukaryota; Metazoa; Arthropoda; Insecta; Diptera; Culicidae. Gene Ontology annotation, molecular function: guanyl-nucleotide exchange factor activity.
AUGUCUCCACCCGGAAAUGGAAUAUUUGUGGUCCGGGGUGAGAUGUCCACUUUAACCACGGCGAUGCGCCGAGGAUCCAGGUGGAGCUUCAAUACCUACCAGGAUGACGAUAAGGAUGUGCUGUUGAAAAGUUUUCAAGAGCUAAAAGAAAUGCUACUGCAAGUAGAGGAUCUUCGGUUGGUCGAACCAAACGUUUUCCUAGCCCCAUUUCUCGAUGUCAUUCGUUCGGAGGAAACAACGGGGCCGGUGACCAGCCUUGCGUUAUCGGCAGUAAACAAAUUUCUGUCGUAUGGCCUGAUCGAUCCAACACAUUCGACGCUGGCGGCUACGGUGGAAAACAUUGCCGACGCAGUGACACACGCACGGUUCGUUGGCACGGAUCAGACAUCAGACGGAGUAGUACUGAUGAAAAUUAUUCAAGUACUUCGUACGCUAGUGCUUAGCCCGGAAGGUAGUGCGCUAUCUGAUGAAAGCAUGUGUGAUAUCAUACUGAGUUGUUUUCGGCUGUGCUUUGAGCCGCGACUUAACGAACUUGUUCGUCGCACGGCCGAAAAUGCGCUGAAAGACAUUGCGCUGUUAUUAUUCAUGCGAUUGCCACAGUUUGUCGAAGGAGGAGGCACGCUCAAGACGCUAAAGAUGCGAUCAAGUUCGAUGGAACAAUCUAGCAACCGGAGAAAAUACAGCAAAUCGCACACGAAGGAUGAACCAAAACCAUCUACUACAGCACCAAACUCGUCAACGUCUACGGUACCGAUCCCGAAAAUCGUCACUGGCUCUUCAGCCGAAGAUCUAGCAAAUCAGCCUGGUGCUACCGAAGAACCAGUUACACCUGUAAUGUUAACGGCGCCUAAUCGUUUGAAAGCCCUUCCACUAUCCACCACCCCGGCUACACCAGCCGGAGUGAUCGUUGACCUACAAGGGACAAUUUCACAAACACCUAAGCCUCCGGAAAGUCAGGCAGUGUUGCCGUCCGGAGAGGAGGCAACAAUCGUAGAAACCGAGCAGGAGGAAGCUACAACUUCGCAGCAGGGCAGCGAUCCAUCGUUUGUAAACUCUGUUGGUGUUCGUUUUACUUCCCAACAGCCGGAUGAGGAGAUUCCAGUAGUAACAAACAGUGCACCGCUUUCUCACGUUCCGUAUGGAUUGCCUUGUAUAAGAGAACUCUUUCGUUUUCUUGUGUCACUGUGCAAUCCAAUGGAUAAACAAAACGGUGACGUUAUGAUCCAUAUGGGCUUAACGUUACUUACGGUGACUUUCGAGGUUGGUGCAGACAGUAUCGGACGGUACGAUUCGUUGCUCGCAAUCGUAAAAGAUGAUCUGUGUCGCAAUCUAUUUGCACUUCUCGCCACCGAAAGGAUAUCGAUAUUUGCGGCCGGUCUGCAGCUUUCGUUUCUGUUGUUUGAAGCGCUACGGGCACAAUUGAAAUUUCAGCUCGAGCACUACUUGACCCGGGUGGCGGAUAUGAUCAUGAACGAUAGCCCGCGAAUAUUGUACGAGGCUCGUGAGCUUGCGAUGGACAAUCUUUUGCAGCUAUGGCGUAUUCCUGGUUUUGCUGCCGAGCUGUACAUCAAUUAUGACUGCAAUUUAUACUGCACGAACCUUUUCGAAGACCUGACAAAGCUGCUGUCGAAAAAUACGCUCUCAGCGACGCAAGCCAUUUACAGUAUUCAUACACUUUCGAUGGACGCGCUUCUGACGAUCGUCGAGUCCAUUGAGCGCAAUUGUGUACAGACUAAAAAUGGACAGAAACCGAAGUACAUGCGACACUCACGAAACAAUUCGUACUCUACCGCCAAACUCGUCUUAGAUACAUCCGCAGCUCGGAGCAAUAGCUCGGGACAGGUGGCAGAAGAAUUGGAGAAUGCACCGGGAGAUGUCGGUGAAGAUAUAAAUGGCUCUGUAGAGUUGGUAGUGGCCGUGGAAAACAUAAGCAAAUUUCUACACUCUAGUCAAAGUGAUCGAUCAUCUCGGAGAGCGGAAACAACCGGUGGUGUUGAAUCAAUUGAAGAUACCGGAGAUAAUGCCGGCAGCGGCGAGAUGACGCUGAUGUCACCUCAAAGGCUAACGCACGAAGAGUUGGCUGCUAUCAAGCGCAAAAAACGUCUUCUAACACAAGGAACAGAUCUGUUCAAUCAGCGACCUGAAAAGGGCAUACAGUUUUUACAGGAGAAUGGGCUGCUAAAUCAGGUGCUUGAUCCGCAGGAAGUUGCACAGUUUUUACGUGAAAAUUCGGGAUUGGAUAAGAAAAUGAUCGGAGAAUACAUUAGUAAGAAAAAGAACGUCGAGAGUCGCAUCCUAGAGGUGUUUGUCAAGUCAUUCGAUUUUGCUGGUUCAACAAUUGAUCAGGCACUGCGGUUAUAUCUGGAAACGUUUCGCCUUCCCGGUGAGGCUCCGUUAAUUUCGCUCGUGAUGGAACACUUUGCCGAUCACUGGCAUGAAUGCAAUAAUGAACCUUUUGCCAAUACGGAUGCAGCGUUCCGGUUGGCGUACGCAGUCAUCAUGCUCAACAUGGAUCAGCACAACCAUAAUGCAAAGCGUCUAAAUGUACCAAUGACAGUGGAUGACUUUCUGCGUAAUUUACGCGGGCUGAAUGGAAAUUCUGACUUUGAUCAGGAAAUGCUUAGUAAAAUUUAUCAUUCAAUACGAAACGAGGAAAUUGUAAUGCCAGCAGAACAAACCGGCCUGGUGCGAGAAAACUACCUCUGGAAGGUGCUUCUACGCCGUGGAGCAACUAAGGACGGUAAUUUCCAUCACGUUUUCGGCCCACAGCACGACCGAGAACUCUAUCGAGUAAUUCAGGGAUCAACGCUUGCGGCGCUUAGUUUCGUUUUCGAUAAAUCGAUCGACAAUGUACCGCUCUAUCAGAAGGCGAUUGGAGGCUUCAUCAAAUCGGCAGCCAUCGCGUCACAUUUCCAGCUGCACGGAGACUUUGAUGCGCUCGUACUCACUCUAUGUAAAUUUACCACACUGUUAACGCCUCCUCCAAACGAUGCCCACGAAAUCACGGCCAGCGUAAUGUUUGGACAGAACGUGAAGGCGCAGCUUGCCAUGCGCACCGUGUUUGGUCUCAUUCACGAGCAUGGUGAUUGUAUGCGAGAGGGGUGGCGACACACGACGGAUGUACUGCUGCAACUGUUCAAGCUUAAACUAUUACCGAAGGCUCUAAUGGAAGCAGAGGAUUUCUGUGAAGUCAGUGGGAAAGUGGCGUUGCUUCGGGAACCAAACCCCCUGCCAAAGACCGAGGCGGGUCUGUUUAGUUCGCUCUAUUCUUACCUCGCAAACGAUGGCCAGCGUCAACCAUCGUACGAGGAGCUCGAAAUAAUCAAGCUGUCGCGAAAGUGCAUUCGCGAAUGCCAAAUUGAGCAAAUUAUAAACGAGUCCAAAUUUUUGCAGCUCGAAUCGCUGGACGAGCUUAUCGGUUGCUUGCUAGCGAUGAUGGUACCUCCGGAAGCCCACAAAUCCGCCGCACAGCCGUAUGGCGAGUGUACGGUCGUGUUUCUACUCGAAUUAUUGGUGAAAGUGCUGAUACAGAACCGCGAUCGUCUUUUGCCAGUGUGGUCUAGGGUGCAGGAGAAACUGUACGCUUUACUGGUGGCUGCCUCAACGAACGAGUAUACUUAUCUGAUGCAACGUACGACAGUUGCGCUGCUCAAGUUAGCCAUCUAUUUGAUGCGUAACGAGGAAAUUUGCUCUACCAUUCUGCAAAGCCUGCGGAUGGUGCUGGCACUUCGGCCCGCUGUCAUAUUGGCCAUAUCGAAGCCUGUUUCGAUCGGUAUGUACGAGCUGUUAAAAACGAGUGCCCAGAACAUACACACCGAGACGGAUUGGGCGAUUGUGUUUACGGUGUUGGAAUGCGUAGGGGCGGGUGCAGUGCCACCCGAGUACACUGUGGAGCAGACAUCUGCGGUGAGUGCCGCCAAGUCCGAUAGUGCGCUGAGCAGUGAGGAAGAUUCGGGUCUGCCAGACCGUGGCAGCAUUUCCGAAUCCGAGCUUAGCUCGAUUACACCGCUACCUCUAUUGACGACGACAACGGCUUCUACACCGCCACCAGCCGUACCGAGUAGUCCAACUGCGGGCGAUGCCUGGAUCAUGGUUAACAAAGAUGCGAUCGAUAUCGUGUCGGCCGGAUCCAGCGGUCCCGCGCCCCCGAGUCCUGUUCAUCAUUCAAUUCAGUACCAUUGCAAGCUGCUCGAACACUCUCCAUUUGCGUUGGUUAAAUGUUGGGAAAGCCUGGCUUUCAUCGUGCGUAAUGUCGCCCACAUCACGCCGUACAAUUUUGAAAGCUGUGUUCGCUGUAUUCGCACUUUUGUGGAAGCCUCGAUGAGCCAACAGCAGCAGAUGCAUCGAGAUUACUAUACUACGAAAAAGAAGUCUGGUUCGACGAAAGAACGUCAACGGAAACAUGGGGCCUCAGCAAGCAUCCAAGGUGCAGGAAUUUCUUCGUCGUCGUCCUCGUCCGUGGCGAUGGACAGCAGCGACAGUGAAUCUGAAGAGCUGCCCGAACGCUACCAAUCAAUAUCGAUCCAGCUGCUUGACCUCAUGCAUACGUUACAUACGCGCACUGCCCAAAUCUUCCGCUGGUGGGCUGAAGAAGGAGGUGCCGUGCCUCAGUGCUCGUCCCUCUGGUCACAGGGAUGGUGUCCGCUGUUGCAAGGUAUAGCUCGUCUAGCAACCGACCAACGCCGCCAAGUGCGGACAAGCGCAAUCACUUGUCUACAGAGAGCGCUGCUCGUACAGGAUCUUCAAACACUGACCGGGCUCGAAUGGGCUGGCUGUUUCAAACAGGUUUUAUUCCCGUUGCUUCAGGAGCUGUUGCAUGAAAAGGCGAACGGUCCGGUAGAGGUGUCGUUGCUCGAGGAAUCACGUAUUCGAACGGCCACUAUCAUGUCAAAGGUGUUUCUGCAUCAUCUGACACCACUGAUUGCGUUGGCUAACUUCCAAGAGCUGUGGCUUGAGAUUCUGGACUAUUUCGAACGAUUCAUGGCGGCUGGUUCGGACAUGCUGUAUGAAGCGGUAUUGGAAAGUCUUAAAAAUAUGCUAUUGGUUAUGCAUUCGGUUUGCGUAUUUCACAAUACCGACGGCAUUACGCAUUCCAUGCUUUGGGAUGUUACUUGGCAACGGAUAUCCGGCUUUCUGCCUAACCUGAAAGAUGAGCUGUUUAAACACGAAGCCGUCCGUCCAUCGGUUAGUAUAAGUGGAGGAAACAAUGGAGUUGGAGGUAAUGGUAGUGGAUCGGGUACAGGAGGAAUUUCUCAUACCAACAACUCUCAGACGACGGUUGCACCGUCGCUUGAUGGAGAACAGCGGCAUAUUUUAGAAGGAGGCCAAAUCAACAACAGCACACCUGUGCUAGACAACAUAAAUCCGCGAAUAGUGCUACAAUCUGCACAGCCGAAUGUUGCCGCUUUAAUGUCGUCAUCUCCAGAUUCGUUUACUGCUCAGUUUGGUCUAUCUACCAGUCAUCCUGUUCCGCCGUUGGAAGUGCAUCGAACUCCGGUACAUCGAGUUGCGCCGAAUAAUUUGCUUAUGAGUAGCACAGCAACGGCUGAUUUUAGUGCCCUUCCGAUGGUGUUGCCUGGUGUUCCUGCAGCGUUGCCUCCACACCAGCAGGAAAUAGGACGAAUCGAACGUGAUAAUCAGCUUGAUUCAAUCCACACACCUCCACUCCAGCCGGCAACUGGAAGAAUCGAUCAUAAUAAUCAGCUUGAUUCAACUAGUGCUUUGGGGAUUAUUUCACAUGAUUCAUCAGUUACACCGGUUCAAGGGGGUUAUCCAAAUGCUAUGAGCGUGACCGAUAUACCCAACAGCAACGUACCAUCAGUACAGCGUCCAGAAUCUGUACCAGUUGCAAGACUACCGGAAGAUAUAUCAAGUAUACAACCUCGGCAUGGCUUCGGUAUAACUGCUGCCCCACCAGUUCCUGAUAUAGAGUCUGGAAACGUUCCUUUGAGUCAUCUAUUGGCCGGUUCACAGUACCCCUCACUUCAACACGUGCCUAUUGGUAUCGCGCAAAGCUUUGCACCCAUUUUCGUGCAGCCAAGCUCAGUUCCAGCCGAAACAAGCGACAUAUACUCGGACUACAUCAACGAUCCUUACAACUUAACUCUGCAAAUCGACAGCGAAUCCGACCGUGUGACUACUAAUACUACAGCGAUAACUACGGACACAGCGUUAGGAUUGGUACAGGAGACAAAGCAAAAUUUUACCAUGGCCACCACAACGAUGGCGACGGCUACAACGACAACAGCUACGCCUGUUCAGCUGGCAAAUGUGUUCCAAUCGGCGCAAUAUUUUAGCUUUCCUCCCGCUGGUCACAUACCUCCGGGAUCCGAAAUGCUCUUCGGAGAACCGUAAGCCGAACUUGGUUUUGGAAUACAUGGUUUUGUUUUUAUAUUUCAAACAUUCCUAACAACAUCCUUACGGUGGCCUGAUCCUUUGGCCGAAAUAAUGCGUUUUUGUAUUGAUGGGAAAUUGUUAAAUAAUUUAGUAUUCCACGCAUAAUUAUGAUGAUUUUGAGGGUGUGUAUGCCAGCGCUUUAAAUAUGAGCGAUUAGUAUGAUUUUCCUUUUACCUAGGGACUAUUGUUAUCUUUCAACUGAGAUGCUCUUUUCAUUUUUGAUCAAACAUUGAAGCAGGAAGUAACGAGGUAUUUAUUGGUGCAGUUAAAUAGACCUACCCCGGCUAAUUUGAGCAUAGUGUAAAGUUAUAUUGUCUAUAUCUCUAGCCAUGAUGGUAACAAUUGUUGAUCAAUUUUAAUAACAGUGUUUUCGUUUGUUUUCUUUUGCUAUUUAGAUCAAUCCAUUUUACCCAAGAGUGAAGGAUGUAGCUAUAAUUAGCCACAUAGUUCUUGGUUUUAUUAUUUCUUGCGUCUAUUUGCUAUUCGUUCUGGACAAAAGGAGUAGCUGAUUUUUCCAAUCUCUCAGAGAAAAGUAUCCACUGCAUGCGUAAUAAAAAUGGCCACAUGCAUACAUAGUGUCCUAAAGAUAG